This is a messenger RNA of Aptenodytes forsteri (emperor penguin), 999 nucleotides long. Its product is annotated as acrosin. The transcript has 5 exons. Gene Ontology annotation, molecular function: serine-type endopeptidase activity. Gene Ontology annotation, biological process: acrosome reaction; proteolysis. Lineage: Eukaryota; Metazoa; Chordata; Aves; Sphenisciformes; Spheniscidae. The record is from RefSeq and is a predicted model, not a curated record. The annotation marks the transcript as partial.
CCAGCACCCGGAACCAAUGACUCUGUGACAUCAGCCCCGGGAACAAGGGCACCGUGGACAACGUGACUACUGCGGGCACUACGUUGGCUGCCGCACUGGUGGCGACAAGCCCUUGGUUCUUGCAGCUGCCAACUGCCGCUGGCAGCGAUGAAUUUGCUCCCCCUCCUUGUCCUGCUGGCCGUGUGCUGGCCUGCGCACAGCACAUGGGACAACUGUGGAGGGACCUGCGGGCUCCGGCCCAUGGCUUCUCACUACGGCAUGUCGCGUGUCGUGGGUGGCACAGAUGCCCAGCCAGGGGCCUGGCCCUGGAUCGUCAGCAUCCAGGAUCCCUGGAAAAUAGGCACGGGGCAUAUAUGCGGAGGGUCCCUCAUCAGCCCACAGUGGGUCCUCACAGCAGCCCACUGCUUCAUCGAAGCCAGGCACAUCACAAUGUGGCGCGUGGUGAUUGGGGCCACCCAGUUGACUCAGCUGGGCCCUGAGGCCCAAGUGCGCAAUAUUAAGCGGCUACUGGUUCACGAACGCUAUAGCAAUAUCUCGGAGAGGAACGACAUUGCGUUGCUAGAAUUGGACCAGCCUGUCCAGUGCAGCUACUAUAUACAGCUUGCCUGUGUGCCUGACGCCUCGCUGAGAGUGUCAGAGCUGACAACCUGCUACAUCAGUGGUUGGGGUUCCACGACUGCAAGAUCUGGACGAUCAACUGAUGUCCUGCAGGAGGCCAAGGUCCGUCUCAUUGAUGUCAACCUCUGUAACAGCAGCCGGUGGUAUAGAGGGGCCAUCCACACUCACAACUUGUGUGCUGGCUAUCCGCAGGGUGGCAUUGACACCUGCCAGGGUGACAGUGGUGGUCCUCUCGUGUGCAAAGACAACAAUGCUGACUACUUCUGGCUUGUUGGAGUGACCAGCUGGGGGAAAGGCUGUGCGAGAGCAAACCAGCCGGGAGUCUACACCUCCACUCAGCACUUUUAUGACUGGAUCCUGGUACAGAUGGGAUUGCGCCCA